Pollicipes pollicipes is the source of this 413-nucleotide messenger RNA. Its product is annotated as galactoside alpha-(1,2)-fucosyltransferase 1-like. The record is from RefSeq and is a predicted model, not a curated record. Gene Ontology annotation, molecular function: galactoside 2-alpha-L-fucosyltransferase activity. Gene Ontology annotation, cellular component: membrane. The coding region runs from base 43 to 399 and encodes 118 amino acids. Gene Ontology annotation, biological process: carbohydrate metabolic process. The transcript is spliced from 3 exons. Lineage: Eukaryota; Metazoa; Arthropoda; Thecostraca; Pollicipedomorpha; Pollicipedidae.
UUCCGUGGCAAACCGGUUAGCGUCUCAUUCUACACAGCUGCCAUGGAGCUGUGUCGGCGGCGAUACAAGAACCCACUGUUCAUCUUGACCAGUGACGACCUGUCAUGGUGCAGGGAGCACCUGCAGGCCAAAGACGUUCACGUGCUCGGUGACAGCCGCACCGAGCCGCCUGGUCCUGGACGGGACCUGGCUCUGCUGGCCGCCUGCAACCACACCGUGUUCGACUACGGCACCUACGGCUUCUUCGGAGCGUUCCUUGCAGGCGGGGACAUGAUCCUGGCGGACGGGUUUGCUGAGCUGGAGCACGAAAUUGUGGCCGAGCUGCGUGUGGGCGGUAUCAAUGCCACGUUUUUGGACCCCGACGGCGUACUGCUGCCCCACUGUGUGCUCUGCACGUGACGCUAGGCUGCUAC